ACGUCAUCCGGGUUCAUGACUGUCACCUGACUAAAACAAUUCGCAUCGCGUGCUUGCGGUUGUUAGCCAAAUACACUAAUAUACCUAAUGUUAGAAUUGCUUCUUAAUGCGUUUUAUUUGAAUAUUUUAAGCGUUUACGUCUGCUACCUUUGGGGAAAUGGAAAGUGGCGCCGUCUGUUAAACAUAAGUGGCUGUCGCUCGACUAAUUUUAAAGUUCUUCUGGAUCAAACAAUCUGAGCAAACAUGCCUCAUUCUGCAGCUGUCAUCAGUGGGCUCCAGAGGAUGGUUCUAUACGAGACGAGAGCCAGGUAUUUUUUGGUGGGGAGCAAUCAGGCUCAGACCAAAAACAGAGUGCUGAAGAUUGACCGCACAGAACCCAAGGAUUUGGUCAUCAUUGAUGAUAAGCACGUAUACAACCAGCAAGAGGUGCGCGAGUUGCUCAGUCGUCUGGACUUGGGAAACCGCACAAAGAUUGCCCAAAAGGGUCCGUCAGGCCUGUCGAGAGCCGUGUCAGCCGAUGGCAUCGUGGGCUUUGUACGCUUCCUGGAAGGCUACUACAUAGUGUUGAUCACCAAACGCAGAAAAAUGGCCGACAUCGGGGGCCACUCCAUUUACAAGAUCGAGGACACGACCAUGAUCUACAUUCCUAAUGACUCGGUCCGGGUGGCGCACCCCGACGAAGCCAGAUAUGUCCGAAUCUUUCAAAACAUGGACUUAUCCAGUAACUUUUACUUCAGCUACAGUUAUGACCUGAGCCACUCGCUGCAGCACAAUCUGACGCUGCUGCAGAGGCCUUACGAGCUGUGGUCCUCGGCAUCCUCCAAUGCCGAGGACGAAGCAAACAAGCGGAACAAACAGGAGAGCUUUGACAUCUUUGAAGACGAAGGGUUGCCCACUCAAGUGGUUUACGGCGUGCGCGCUGAACCGUACUACAAGUACGUGUGGAACGGGAACUUGCUGGAGCGUGUCAAAGAUAUCAUACAUCCCGACUGGCUCUUGUAUAUAAUCCAUGGCUUUUGUGGCCAGUCCAAGCUUUUAAUUUACGGCCGCCCGGUGCACAUCACCCUCAUCGCCAGGCGCUCCAGCAAAUUUGCCGGCACCCGCUUCCUGAAACGAGGAGCCAACUGCGAGGGGGACGUGGCAAAUGAGGUGGAGACGGAGCAGAUUGCCCACGACGCCUCCGUGAUGUCGUUCUCGGUGGGCAGUUAUUCCUCAUACGUGCAAACGCGAGGUUCAGUCCCGCUCUACUGGUCCCAGGACAUUUCCACCAUGAUGCCAAAACCCCCAAUACGAUUGGACCAAGCAGACCCAUAUGCGCACGUCGCCGGCCUUCAUUUCGACCAGAUGCUGCAGCGAUUUGGAUCGCCCAUCAUCAUCCUUAACCUGGUCAAGAAACGAGAAAAAAGGAAACACGAGAAGAUUUUGAGCGAGGAGCUCUACCCCGCUGUCAUCAACCUCAACCAGUUCUUGCCGCAGCAGCACGGCAUUGAGUACAUCGCAUGGGACAUGGCGCGCUACACCAAGAGUAAACUGUGCAACGUUCUGGACCGUCUGAGUAUGAUUGCUGAGAAUGUGGUGAAGCGUACCGGGUUUUUUGUGAAUAGAUCAGAUUUCUACUGUCACACUCUCCACCCAGAUGAAAGAUGGGGAGACUUGGGUGGAAGCAUUUCUGUCAGUGGGCGAGUACAGACCGGUGUGCUCAGGACCAACUGUGUGGAUUGUCUGGACCGAACCAACACGGCCCAGUUCAUGGUGGGCAAGUGUGCACUUGCCUAUCAACUCUACGCACUGGGAAUGAUUGACAAGCCCAAGCUCCAGUUUGACACUGACUGUGUGAGGUUGUUUGAGGAGCUGUACGAGGACCACGGCGACACGCUUUCGCUGCAGUACGGCGGCUCGCAGCUGGUGCACCGGGUCAAGACCUACCGAAAGAUUGCGCCAUGGACUCAGCACUCCAAGGACAUCAUGCAGACGCUGUCGCGCUACUACAGCAACGCUUUCUCAGAUGCGGAUAGACAGGACGCCAUCAACUUGUUUCUCCAAGUGUACCAGCCGGCAGAGAGCAGGCCACACCUGUGGGACCUGCCUACAGACUUCUACCUGCAUCAGAAGAGCACGAUGGCCCUCCCCAUGGAUAGACGCAGCUACACGUUGUGGUGGUCAGAGGGAGUCUUGUCUUACCUGCCUAUCGCCUUUGAUGAAGUUCCAUGUGACGAAACCAUGAAGAAGUUGUCAGUGAAGCGAGCGAACCGCUUCGAGGAGAGCAUCGACAUCUACACGGAGUUCUUCAGACCCUACGAGCUCACCUCCUUCGACGACACCUUCUGCAAAGCCAUGACCAACUCGGCCCGGGAGUUCAUGCCCAAAACGGUGGGAGUGGAUCCCAGCCCGUUCACCGUCCGCAAACCAGAGGAGACAGCCAAAUCCGUGCUGGGCAACAAGAGCAGCAAGGACGAGACACUGGUGCAAAGGAAGACGGCGGCCAGCGCGCCCCCUCCGCCCAGCGAGGAGGCCAUUUCCAGCUCUUCGGAGGACGACUCCGAGGAAGACCGCGAUGACGACGCCUCUGUCUCGCAGCGCUCCACCCCGGUCAAACUUUGGACCGAUUCCGGAGAGUGCAGUCAUGCUCAAGAGGAGGGCCAGCAGCAGGCCUUCAGGGAGCCCUACGGACUCACUCUGGCCGAGUUCCCUGCUGAGCAAGACCUGCUCAUCUAUAACCGGUUUGCGCAGCUGGGCGAAAGUCAUCAGUGGCGAGCGGCGAAGGGUGAGCACCUCCACCUGGCAAACAUCAUCUGCUUAGAGCCAGUGUCCCGCUUCCCCGAGGACAGCGCGUAUGCGGUGUCGCCGCCGCAAGUGGACGGCGGCAGCCAAGACGUCUUCGAGAGCCACGUGAUGGCGGCCCGGGGUCAAGUGAGGCCCCUGUGCCGCGAGGACAUUUUGAUGUAUAGGGAGUACGUCAGGAACAGAUACAUGUGACGCACGCUCAGGGCAGCAAGAUUUAUUUAUUAUUAUUUUUUUUUUUCUUCAUCUACUUCUUCCUAUGGAUGAUGUUGCCGCUGUUGUUUUUUUUUUUUAGGAUUAUUUUAAAACUCCAUGUCAUAUUUUUUAAGACAGAGCUGUCUUUUAAGGUGCUUUCAUUUUUAAUAAAUGUAAUAAAAAAUACAAAUGAUA
This is a messenger RNA of Hippocampus comes (tiger tail seahorse), 3171 nucleotides long. RefSeq names its product FIG4 phosphoinositide 5-phosphatase a (gene fig4a). Gene Ontology annotation, biological process: phosphatidylinositol dephosphorylation. The transcript has 24 exons. NCBI's taxonomy places the organism in Eukaryota, Metazoa, Chordata, Actinopteri, Syngnathiformes, Syngnathidae. Bases 244 to 2976 code for a protein of 910 amino acids. Gene Ontology annotation, cellular component: intracellular membrane-bounded organelle. The record is from RefSeq and is a predicted model, not a curated record. Gene Ontology annotation, molecular function: phosphatidylinositol-3,5-bisphosphate 5-phosphatase activity.